Molecule: messenger RNA, 4597 nt
Organism: Thunnus maccoyii (southern bluefin tuna)
Lineage: Eukaryota; Metazoa; Chordata; Actinopteri; Scombriformes; Scombridae
Gene: kpna4
Product: karyopherin alpha 4 (importin alpha 3)
Exons: 17
Coding region: 859-2349 (496 amino acids)
Biological process (GO): NLS-bearing protein import into nucleus
Cellular component (GO): cytoplasm; nucleoplasm; nucleus
Molecular function (GO): protein binding; nuclear import signal receptor activity
Source: RefSeq, a predicted model, not a curated record
CCAGCUUCGCCUCCUCGCUUCCCUGUGACGUCGUUUCUAAUUUCCACCAUCGGGAACUUUGCAGGCACAGCAGCAGCCGAGGCCUUUACUGGGCAUCAGUUUUAAAUCACCGGCGAUUUUCCUUUAGGUGUUUGUUGCGCCAUGAGACCGCGUUGGUUAUAAAACAUGUAGUUUCCUCCGCUGCUAGCCAGGGCCGCGGGGGACAUGCUAACAGUUAGCCUAACUGAAGCGCCGGAUCGGUUGAGCUCGAUGCGUUGGCCAGUGAAAAUGCUUAACGUGUGUGUGAAAGUACAUACACUUGACUUUCAGGUUGUCUUUGGAAGAUAUAUUCAUGAUUGGCAAGCGAAUACAGCGGCAGAUGGACGUUAUUUUGAUACCGCAGUUGGCUAAACUGCGUGCUAGCUUGCUCGUUAGCUUGUCGUUAAGCUCGCUGGUCGGGCUCGAUGCUGCUGCUGGCUGCACUUCACCCAUCCCCCGUCUUUAUCACCAAAAACAAUGGCGGAAACCAGUUAGCCUCUUAGCUGGCCACCAACCUGUAUCGUUUAAUUUGUGGCGCAGUGUUAAAUUGUGAUCCCGCGACAUGUUAAGGUUACACAUUAUCUUCAAAAACAAGGUUAACACGAGUAGCUAGUUAACGUUAACGCGAUCACAUGACUGAUAGAUCAAAGCUAACAGUUAGCUAACGCUGGAUCCAUAAGUUACCUAGUUGAUUUACUGUCAGUUCGGCAUGUCUGUGUUUUACUAAUCCCACCAGGUGAUGAUGUGUUUUCAGGCGGUCUCUCUGUACAUGUAUAUGAGCGGGGUAUACUGAUACAUCCUGUUUGACAAGUACGGUAGUUUCUGUGCUGCAGCGAGACUAUGAGAAGACAGAGGACCGAGGUAGUGGUGGAGCUCAGAAAGAACAAAAGAGAUGAACACCUUCUGAAGAGGAGAAAUGUGCCCCACGAGGACAUCUGUGAGGACUCUGAUGUCGACGGAGAUUUCAGAUCGCAAAACACCUCUCUUGAAGCAAUAGUACAAAACGCCACCAGUGAUAACCAGGGAGUCCAGCUGAGUGCCGUUCAGGCUGCCAGGAAGUUGUUGUCCAGUGACCGUAACCCUCCCAUAGAUGACCUGAUUAAGUCUGGGAUCCUUCCUAUACUGGUCCACUGCCUGGACAGAGAUGACAACCCAUCUCUUCAGUUCGAGGCAGCCUGGGCUCUAACCAACAUAGCGUCGGGUACCUCAGAGCAGACCCAAGCCGUGGUGCAGUCCAAUGCUGUGCCGCUGUUCCUGAGGCUGCUUCACUCUCCUCAUCAGAAUGUGUGCGAACAGGCUGUCUGGGCUUUGGGCAACAUCAUAGGUGAUGGCCCUCAGUGCAGAGACUAUGUGAUCAGCUUGGGUGUGGUCAAGCCCCUGCUCUCUUUCAUCAGUCCCUCCAUCCCCAUCACCUUCCUCCGCAAUGUCACCUGGGUUAUGGUCAACCUGUGCCGCCACAAGGACCCCCCACCACCCAUGGAGACGAUCCAAGAGAUCCUGCCUGCUCUCUGCGUGCUGAUCCACCACACUGAUGUCAGUAUCUUGGUAGACACAGUGUGGGCUCUGUCCUAUCUGACGGACGCUGGGAACGAGCAGAUCCAAAUGGUCAUCGACUCUGGCAUCGUCCCUCAUCUGGUGCCUUUGCUCAGUCACCAGGAAGUCAAAGUUCAGACUGCUGCCCUGAGGGCCGUGGGGAACAUAGUGACUGGCACAGAUGAACAGACGCAGGUGGUGCUCAACUGUGACGCCCUCAGCCACUUCCCCGCCCUCCUCACACACCCGAAGGAGAAAAUCAACAAGGAGGCAGUGUGGUUCCUGUCCAACAUCACAGCAGGCAACCAGCAGCAGGUGCAGGCUGUUAUCGACGCCAAGCUAGUUCCCAUGAUCAUUCACCUGCUCGACAAGGGCGACUUUGGCACUCAGAAGGAAGCAGCCUGGGCCAUCAGCAAUCUGACAAUAAGUGGGAGGAAAGAUCAGGUGGCACAUCUGAUUGAGAAACAGGUGAUCCCUCCGUUCUGCAACCUGCUGACAGUGAAGGACGCCCAAGUCGUGCAGGUCGUUCUGGACGGCCUCAGCAAUAUCCUCAAGAUGGCUGACGAUGAGGCUGAAACUAUUGCUAACCUCAUUGAGGAGUGCGGAGGUUUGGAGAAAGUGGAGCAACUGCAGAAUCAUGAAAAUGAAGAUAUCUACAAAUUGGCAUACGAAAUUAUUGAUCAAUUCUUCUCAUCUGAUGAUAUUGACGAAGACACCAGCCUGGUCCCAGAGGCCAUCCAGGGUGGAACUUACGGCUUUAACUCAGCCAACGUGCCAGCCGAGGGAUUCCAGUUCUAGACGGCAUCUGGGGUAUUCUGGAGUUUUGUUCACGAUGCAGCACUCUGUUCAACAUAAAAAAAUUAGGAGAGAAAGAGCGAGAGAGAGCGAGAGUGUGAGAAAUUUGAUCCAUUGUGCUUGGCUCGUGGGAUCCAUGGCUGCAUCUUAUCUGAGAGAAAAAUGUGUGGAUUUCAUUUGGCAUUCCAGGGGAACCAGCCCAAAUGAAGUUUGAGAUGGCGAGUGGGUGCGAGUGAGAAUGAGUGGCUACAUGUUGCAAAAAAAGCAAAACAUCUACAUCGAAUGCGUUGAGAGACAUGCCGACAUAACUUCUGUGUUAUUGGAGCUGUCGUCUUCAGAAAACUACUUCAAAUGACAACAAAAAACUCGAUGUCUGCCCGGGGAGAACCAAGGACAUCCAAAAAUAACAAAUCAAGAGAUCUUGAAAUAUUUCAAUACAACAAAAUGCAGAAAUGAAUAGAACUAUAAUUAUGAACUGAGAUGAACCACAAACCAUCACAAUUCUGCGGUCCUCCGACUAGAGAGGGCGCCACCCUCAAUGUGCCCCUCCCCCAAUCGGCCACGCUAUCAGACAUGUGUGUGAAUGGACCCAUUGUGUAUGAAUGUCUGGACUCAGUGCUGAGGAGCCAGGUUCAUCUCCUCCAACGAGACGCCCCGAUGGGGCACCAUCCUCUCCCCCUGGCGGGCGAGGCCAGGAGUCCGGCUGCGCGUGACGCAUGUGCGAGAGAAUGGAUGGAUGAGUUGUGUGUGCUUGGCUGCGUGCGUGACUGGGAGUAUGCAAGACUGGGUGAGAACGCAUGCAGAGACGGGAAAAAGAUACCAAUACAACAUCUGAAGAGAAACAAAAUUGAGAAACGCAACAAUGAGGUUAGAAAAAGGUUUCAGGAAAGAAAUUCUGCCUUUGAAAGAGAGGCUGAUCCUCAAAUCCCUGAACGGAAGAACUUUGGAUAUGAAAAAAAAAAAAAAUCAUCGUCAUCGCAAGGAUUAUUUUUUGUUUUCAAUUAUUGUUAAGUUAGUAUUAAUUGACACUGGACAAUGCUAUUGGCAGGCGUGGAGCAGCAGUGCAUUGUAUUAAGAUGCAUUUGGUGGCUUUUGGGCUUUUCUUUUUGCCUCCAGUGUGUUCCUUUUUAUGAUAUUUUUUAUUUUCAGCUUUUAGUUUCAUUGCUUCUGUAAAGGUGAUUGACGACGAUCGUAUUCCACCCUCACACCAGAACCCUAACCUACGCACCAGACAUGGGCUUGAUGCUGUGAAAUUCUGACACCAUCACUAUAAUCAACCAAAUGACCUGUUCCCCUUGCUAUUAUUUUUCCUUCAAUUACAGCAAAAUCACUGCUUUGCAGUAUUGUUGCCAUAGCUUUGACUUAUCACCAAGGGAGAAGAGAACAAUGGCCAUUUCACGUAGGAUUGUGAAUCAUAACCUUUGCAUGUACUAAACUAUAGCACAGUUACUUUUUAGGGUAUUUUAGUUUCCUUAGGCUGUGGAUACAGUGUAAUUUUCAUUUUAAGUAAAACUGUGCUUUAAUGUUACAUGUUCCCCCUUCCCUUACCCCUCACUAGUGUCCGAUUUGCUAAAUAAUCUGUAUGGUUUUGCACAUGUACUGCAAAGUGAGGCCUGAAGUCUUUCUGAAGGUGUGUUGGUCGGUUUUAUAGGUUCGACCUGCCAACAACCUCUCCAAUAUGCAUCACUCAACCACAAUCUUUGUUGUCUUUCUAGAGUAAUCCAAUGAUGCUUUUUAGUGAUACUUGAGAAAAUAAUGAGUUUAUUUCAGGAGCAGCAGUAAUGAAUCUGCUAAUGUAUCUCAGCUAGACUAAGAGGAGAUCUAACCUCCCUUUUCUCAAGGUCAAAGGGCAUCCCACAUGUCAGACUGGAGUUAAAUUUAGUGGGUUCUCUGAAAAAUAAACCCAUGAACAAGUUUGCUGUACCUUUUAGUACCUUGCAGAGUCCUUAGCCCCAUACUCCUAUUUCCUCUUAUACCAGCUAGGUGUACAAGCUUACCCUUUCCCUUUUUUUUUUUUUUGUGUUAACUUCAAGACACUGUAGUAAAUAAUUACACAUUGUGCUCAUAAACCUUCUGUUGAACAUAGGGUUUUUUUUUUCUUUUUGCAGCAUUCCUUGUUAGCAAAGAUGUGGUUUCAAAUUUAAAAUUAUGACAUGGAAGAGAAAAAAGGUGGUUUGCCCAAAAGCCUUUUUGGGAGAUAGGCUACAGGAUAGGUUGUCUUCGAGAAAAUAAAUAGUGAAACCCAAAUCGA